UUGUCUUUACCAAGUUGGUGGAAAUAAAAGAAUGCGAAGCACUUCGGUCAAACAGAGCAAAAACUAGCACUGAGUCCACUUGAAUAUAGCCUCCCACCACUUUGGUGGCUCCUUGAAUGUUAUGCAUAUCCACAUUGUUCAGUCUUCCAUUGAUAUAAUUUCGCUGUACUUUAUUUCCGAGAGCAGGCUUCUUACGGGCUUUCCUUUUAUGCUUCCGUCGUUGUGGAUUCUGACUUGAUUCAAUGUCAACUUGCUCUUUCGUAUUAUUAUUUUGAUAACACUCAGCUUUGUCAUACUCAUAGCAUCUUUCUUCAAAGGCAAGAUGAUCAUAUUCUUCCCACCUAUCUAUGAGAGGCGUCAUAUUGUGCUCCGGAUUCAUGGGACACUACACUCCCUGUCAUCAAGUGACCAACGUCAGUAACACGGCAAGGAUAGAUGAUCAUAUCCUAUCCAUAGAAUAUCUCAGAAGACAAUUAUCACUUCAAGAUAGUUCUAAAAUGCAUAAGCUCGUGACUUCAAGGUACUACCCCCCUUAAAAUGGGAUUGAUUGGGGGACACUAGGGACUAGUUCUCCUAUCCUUUUUGGACGCUACACAUCAUAGUCUUUUACAUUCGUUGUACCAAGUCUCUUGAUCCAAGGUUAGCUUCAUCACUAAGUUCCAAUUAUCGGUACUUUUAUCACGGUUAAGUUGCUUCACUCUCGCAUCCCAAUCAUAACUUUGUAAACUUUGGUGUCAUCUGAUCCUCAUAAACAUUGCUCUCAGUCCACGAGUAUCAGCCAUGACAUAAACCUCCAUUGGUAUUAGCACACUCCAAAUGGAAUGAUAUCUUGAGACAAACCAAACAUACCAAGCACUUGAUGUACUUAUAGAUGUUCCAGUCUUUAACCUCUUCUUCUUCUUGUAGCUUCUUCAAUUGGGCUGCCCCUUUAAAAAAAGUCAACUAGGGACACAAGAAACGGGCGUGGUGCCGUCAUCACGGAAGCACGUUAGGGACGCCGAGCACGACCAGUACGUGUCCUCGUCGCCGCCGUCGCCGGUGGCGGCGGCGUUGAUGCCGAUCCCGGGGAUGCACAUGCAGCAGGCGAUCGCUGGACACCAGCUGCUGUUGCCGGCGCUCGUCGCGGCGACGACCGCAGGCCGGCUGGCCGAGUCCGCGACGACGUCGACCAGCGGGCGCCCGGGGUCGGGAGCGCACGUGCUGGCGUCGGAGCUGCAGCGGCAGCACAGCGCGGAGAUCGACGCGCUGGUGCGGGCCGAGUGCGACCUGCUGCGCGCCGGGCUGGAGCAGGCGCGGAAGCGGCAGUGCGAUGCUCUGGCGCGCGCCGCCGCCGCCGCCGCCGCCGCGGCGCCCGCGCUGCGGGAGGUGGAGGCCGAGCUGGCCGCCGCGCUCCGCCGCGCCGCGGACCUCGAGGAGCUGCUCCGGGAGGCGGCCGCCGAGUGCCAGGCGUGGUGCGGGCUCGCGCGCAGCAACGGCGCCGUCGCCGCUGGGCUCCGCGCCGCGAUCGACGCGGUGCUUCGGCAGGGCGCCGGCGGGGCUGGUACGGCGCUGCCCGCCGUCGUGGAGGGCUUCGGCGACUCUGGCGGCGGCACGGACGACGCGCAGUCGUGCUGGUGCUGCUACGAGGAGGAGCAGGCGGCGGAAACAGCCGCCGCCUCGGCCUCGGCCUCGUCGUCGUCGUCGUGGAACUGGAACGGCAGGUGGGCGUGCAAGGCGUGCGGCGAGGGCGAGGCGUCGGUGCUGCUGCUGCCGUGCCGACACCUGUGCCUGUGCAAGGCGUGCGAGCGGCGGACGGAGGCCUGCCCCGUCUGCCUCGCCACCAAGAAUGCGUGCAUCCACGUCGCGGCCGACUGAUGCGAAUUCCGGAAGCGCCGUCCGGCGAUUUCGCAAACUAACCUUAUAUGUUGUAAUGUAGGACGAUUAACCCCA
This is a messenger RNA of Sorghum bicolor (sorghum), 1929 nucleotides long. RefSeq names its product probable BOI-related E3 ubiquitin-protein ligase 3. Bases 1054 to 1854 code for a protein of 266 amino acids. NCBI's taxonomy places the organism in Eukaryota, Viridiplantae, Streptophyta, Magnoliopsida, Poales, Poaceae. The transcript has a single exon. The record is from RefSeq and is a predicted model, not a curated record. Gene Ontology annotation, molecular function: ubiquitin-protein transferase activity.